Molecule: messenger RNA, 2862 nt
Organism: Suillus fuscotomentosus
Lineage: Eukaryota; Fungi; Basidiomycota; Agaricomycetes; Boletales; Suillaceae
Exons: 14
Coding region: 1-2862 (953 amino acids)
Molecular function (GO): DNA binding
Source: RefSeq, a predicted model, not a curated record
AUGUUCGAUGCUUUCAUUCCGAACGCUAGCGUUGUCAGCACCAUCUUUUGCUCUUUUCAGUCUGUUCUUUUCUACCUAUCUACUUUCCAUUCAAUCCGUGUUACAUGCGGUCCGAAAUGUCUACUUUCAUUCAAUCCGUGUUACAUUCUUCACUCUUUUGGUUCUGUCCUGGGGCGCAAGGGCAUCGCAUACUAUGCUUUGAGUCUCAAGUGCACUGAUACCAUGGACUUUCAACUUUCACCAUCCACGGUCGGACAGUCCCAAGGCUCGUGUUCUCUUCAUCUGCCCUAUUCUUCUUUCUUGAAGUUCUGUCCCUGGCACCCAAACGCGCUCCAUUUUAACAUCUUCAGCCUCUCCGUCCAUGGACUUUCACCAUGCACGGUUGCAAGACUCACGUUCUGUCCUCUCUUGUGCUACUUUGCUGCACGUCCGACUCUCAAGCGCUUACCCAUGUCAUCGACUCAUGGCAUCCACCGCGCAUCUUCGCCCCCCUGCCUCCCUCCACCAAGUCCAAAGCGGCUGCGCAUGGAGCCAUUCAACACUCUGGCGGUUUCCCCACGCAUGGAACGUUCGCUCAGCAUGCUUGAGCGGGAAUCCCAUGAGCUGUGGCUGAGGAUUGGAGAAAAGGAGCUUGAGGGGAAGGGCACAGCGAAGAGCUACCCACGGCAAGUUCAGAACUAUCAGGUGUGGUUUGAUGCAGACCAAGCACGCACUGCUGCUGCGUCGAUGUUUCUCCACCAUGAGACCACACGCGAGAAGUAUAAGCGCGGGAGCAAAGACUUAAUCCAAGGCUCAUCCCUCGGGAAAUCUCACGUUGCACAGGUCAUCAAUGCUCUUGAGAAGUACCGCCUCAACCACUCACACUCUUACCCACGCGAGCAUGAGACACACGUCAGCCUGCGCAGGGAUCCACGUAUACGUGCAUUCGAGUCAGCAUCAAGGCACCAUGAGCCGAAGAGAGUUGAGAAGUCACAGACAGUGAAGGCUGCUGGCACAAGUUCUGACACAUACACCAAGGCCAAGCUCAUCCGCUGCUCUCUCUGGUGCCUCACAGACUUCUCAGGGCCACAAUAUGUCUUUGUUGGGAUCCGUGAUCCGACCGUUCCACUGGACCAAAACAAUGAGAUCCAGGUCCUCGCUGCACUGGCGGACAAUGCGAAACACAACCAAACAGGCCGUGUUGAUGAGCAUGGGGCCAUACGACAUGUCCAUGCUGAGCUCUGCCCCGUCGGCGCGCUUGCAUUCCUUUUUUUCGCACACUUCCACAUCCUCAACUGCGCCCCUCCUGACUUUGCCCCUGACUUUGCCAACAAGAACUAUGGCGAGUAUGGCUGCCGGGAGUGGUAUGAAUACCAUGUCUUUUACACAGGCAGCCCGACCAAGGAAAUGACCUAUGAAAACCAUCGCGAUCGCAUCACGACCAUGCACAUGAAGAACAACGUUGACAUCACAAAGAAGACUCACGCUGGCCGUCACUAUGCUGCGCAGACAGCACGUGCACACGGUGCCAGUGUGAAUGGCACCAAGGCACUCAGUGGCUGGAGUGACAACGGCUCAUUCAAUCCAGUCUAUGACCGUGCAUUCCCUUUGGAUGCACUGCUUGGUGCAGGCAUGUUUAAUGCACGGCGCCCAGAGGAUUACACCCUGCCCAGGAACAGUAUUGUUCCACCGCUUGCACUGAUGGAGGAGAUUUUUCCAUUUGUUGAGCGGGCACAGCAAGACCUCAAAGACCGCAGUCAACGCUCACCGCUUGCCAUGGACAUUGCCCUCCGCCAGUUCCUCUCUGUGUUGCUGUGGUUCCGACUGGUCCUUCUUCAGGAUGCUGCGCUCCUCUACACCAAACACCCUGAAAUUCAGAUGUUUCGAUUCAAGCCCUUCAACACGCAGUGCUUCCGGGACUAUGCCCACGAAGCUAUCCAGGCAGUCGCGCAGGCAGAGGAGCAGGCCAGGAUGGCCUUUCAUAACCUGCCUCAGCAUCUUGUGUGCAGCCUCAAGGGCCUUGUCACAAACAUGACACUGGAUCAGCAAGCUCAGCAUGCAGAGAAUGAAGCCCUGCGGGCAGAGGUUCGGCAGCACAUGGAAACCCAGAGUGCCCUGCUCGCAGAGCUCACUGCAGGCAGCUCUCAUGGGCGGCGGAGAAGGAGCCACAAGGCAGCUGUGCAGACAGCUGCCACAGCCAUCCCAGCACCCACUCACCAAAUCACUGGACCGCCUUCACUCCCCUCCCUCUGCCUUCAGACCGUCCCCUCUUUUCCCCACACUACCAUGCCUAAUUUUACCAUCAACAUCUCAGGCGCACCCACCACAAACAUGAGCACCAGCACUUUGGUUCCCACAGUCAGCCGUCCCAACUUGGCACUCCCCUCCUUUGGCGCUGACCAGCCAUCGGCCGUUGACACCUCACCCUCCGAUCCACAGUCAGAGAAAUGGGCAGCCCUUCUUGCCAAGUAUGGGCGGGCCAAGCUCGACGCUCAUGAGUGGGAGUGGAAGAACGGAGACUGGCUCCCAAGGUACCGUUACCAGCCUGUGGAUGCCAUCACAGACAUCUGGACUGAGUAUGUCGAUGGCCUGAAUGGCCAUCUUUCGACACGAGAGCUAAAGGACCGGUGGGGUGCAAAGUGGCGACGCAAUGAAGGUGGCCUCAAAACUGAGGCUGCAAGGCACUCCAAGGUUGUCUCCCUUGUAGAGCAGCUGUCAGCAAAGCCGAACUGGAAUGUCUCCCUUGCGCUGAGAUUCCUGGUUGAGAAGUAUGAGAACACUUCUGCAUUCAUGGGCAAGGUACGAGCCUUCUGUGACUAUCUACAGAAGGAUCGUGGGGCUGGCUUUCAGGCUGUCCUUGCAGCUGCUUUGCAUUAUCCUUGA